This is a messenger RNA of Musa acuminata AAA Group (dessert banana), 1307 nucleotides long. Its product is annotated as protein RGF1 INDUCIBLE TRANSCRIPTION FACTOR 1. Lineage: Eukaryota; Viridiplantae; Streptophyta; Magnoliopsida; Zingiberales; Musaceae. The record is from RefSeq and is a predicted model, not a curated record. The transcript has 4 exons. Bases 324 to 1019 code for a protein of 231 amino acids.
CAUUUUGGCAUUUCCUCCGCUCGUCUUCGAGACUUCCAUCGCCACCGUUUACCCCUCUUUCUCAUGUCCCUUCUGCUCUGUUUCUCCUCUUGCUCAUCUCUUCUCCCCCUUCUGCUCCCGGCGGCUUUCUCGACGAUUCUAUUCCGGACGGUUGCUUUUGAUGCUAAGUGGUCCUCAUCUCGCCGAUACAAUCCUUGAUUUGUGCUUGGAUUUGUGAUUGUGGUUUGGUCUCUUGCUUAUUCCGGUUUACUUCGUAUCUGGACGAGCUGGCUAUCGAGAACAAGCACAGGGUCGGAUUUGCGAGGAGCAAGCAGAAGAAGGUGAUGGUGGGUCCGAUGGUCCAGUCGGGGGACGAGGAUGCUGGUGGCCCGUCAUGGCUGAAGCCGCUCCUGAGAACGGUCUUCUUCGUUCCCUGUAAGAUCCAUGUAGACUCCAGCAAGAGCGAGUGCAACAUGUACUGUUUGGAUUGCAUGGAAGAAUCACUCUGCUCCUAUUGCCUCUCCCUUCACAAGGAUCACCGUGUCGUUCAGAUUAGGAGAUCAUCGUAUCACAACGUGAUCAGGGUGUCGGAGGUUGCCAAGUUUAUAGACAUCUCCUGCGUUCAAACCUACGUUAUAAACAGCGCCAAGAUCGUCUUCCUCAACGGGAGGCCGCAGCCGAGGCCCGGAAAAGGCGUGACCAACACAUGUGAGAUUUGCUGCCGAAGCCUCCUGGAUUCCUUCCGGUUCUGCUCCCUGGGAUGCAAGCUUGGAGGCAUGGAGACGGACCCGGCGCUCACCUUCAAUCUCCGCCCGAAACCAGGCCGUGACUCGCUCUAUGGUUUGGAGUCGGACACUUCGUCGUCCCCCAGAAAGCUCCGGAAGACGUCAUCGGCCUUUAGCCGCAGGAUCGAAGUGCCUAUCUCGCAUUUGGAAGACGACGCAACCGCCACCAGCCGCAGCAUUUCACCCGGAACGCCUCCCAUCGUCAGCUACCGGACAUCCAAGCGAAAGGGUACACCCCACCGAGCUCCCUUCUGAGAGGACCGGUAAAUGACGAGUAAAAUAUAUCUCAUAAUUAAGAAGCCAGUAUGAUGCAGGAAGAUUUCGAAAGCAGCUUAAUUAGCUCACCAUGUCUGUAAAAAGUAGUGGAUACGGUACUUGUAGUGAUUGUGGUAUACGGUCAAAGAGACCAGUGGUCAGUUGUACAUAAUAUUAGAAUGCAGUGCUCUCUCUCUCCUCUCAUUUCCUAAGAUCUGAGCGUUCGAGGAGGAUUGUGUAGCUUUUCCCUCUUCCUCUUCUUUUUAGUAGAUGAUACGCCUUCUUUUA